AUGCAAAAGUUUAUUGACAAAAUUAAGUUGCAAAAUUUACAGGAGCAAAACCCUAAGAACCAAAUAUUAAUAUCCAAGAAAAUAUGCUUUAACAAUAUAUUGGGGAAAAAAAAAAUAGAAGAAGAGAAAUUGGAAAACAAUAAAUUAUUAAAAGAUGUGGAAUCAUACUAUAAUUAUACCUUAAAAAGAAAAGCAUUUUUUGUAGUUUUAAAUGAAUAUUAUAGAAAGCAAAGCAUAUUUUUACUCUUAAAAUUUAAUGAAAUGCAAAGGAAAAGGGAACGAGUCUUUAGAUUAUUAUUAACGAAUAAGUACAACCGUAAAAUAACGAAAUGUGUUAUUAGUUCAAUAAGCAUAUUCAAUGGCGUAAGCCAAAGAAUGAACUUAAAAUUCAGCAUUUUCAAAAUUAUUAAAAAUAAAUUUUUUAAUACAAAGAAAGUGUGCCUAAAAAUAAUGAAAAGAAAAAUUCAUAGAAUUAAAAUGAAGAUAUUUUAUGGGUGGGCUAAUUUAACUAAAAAAAUAAUAAGCAAUAAAUUUGAAGAGGCAUAUACCUAUUAUAUACUGAGAAAAAAGAAAAGGAUAUUUUUUUUAUGGAAAAGAUUAAUAAAUGAUGAAAAGCUUUUUAAAAACAUAGAUAGUAUUUUUCUUGCUUUAGAGACAAUUGCAUCUUCGUGGAUAAAAAACUGA
Molecule: messenger RNA, 684 nt
Organism: Plasmodium yoelii
Lineage: Eukaryota; Apicomplexa; Aconoidasida; Haemosporida; Plasmodiidae
Product: conserved Plasmodium protein, unknown function
Exons: 4
Coding region: 1-684 (227 amino acids)
Source: RefSeq, a predicted model, not a curated record